AUGAGUCUUUUCAAUAGGAUUCUUUCAAUUGGCGAUGUGCUUUCCAGACUACCUCAACUUGACGCUCAGGUUGACGAGCAAAAGAGGAAGAUUCGUGAGAUAAAGAGCAAAGAAAACACAGAAGAACAACGAAUGGCAGCUCUGGAACAACUUGAAGAUCUACAGGUACGUCUACUCCGCCUGGCUCCAGAACGCGAUCGAGGAAGUGACGUCGCUUCACGAAGCAGUGAGGGAGACACUCCCGGCAGAAGCGGCGAGAGACCCCAACAGAAGACCCCAAUCACGUAUGAACCAUCCACAUUGAGUGUUCAGGAGACACCUGUGCUAGUGCAUACUCCACAGCCAGAGGUGCCCACCGUUACGACGAGAAGAGGGAGUAUGUACGAAGGUGCAUCAGAAGACGAGAAUGAAAGAGAUGAGGAUGAGGAUAGUGAUGAAGACGAGGAGGAGGAAUUGCAGCAGAAUGGAGGCGAUAUGCUCAAUGGGACCUCCUCUUCUAGCUCUACCAAGCCUAUUCAACUUCCUCAGCAACCCCAACAAAGAAGAGAAGAACGAGGCUACCAGUCUACCUCACAACCGAAAGAGCAGCCCAUGGCUGAGCCGAGAAGAAAUCAACCUCCUGCAAAACCUCCCCAUCAGCCGAAGAACGCUGAUUCAGAAUUUGUAGUUUUGGCCAACCUAAAAGCGUCAGAACCGGGUGACUUGAGCAUCUCUGAAGGAGAAAAGCUGCACAUUUUACAAACGAGAGCGGACGGAUGGUGGAUGGCGAAAAACGGCAAAGGAGAAACAGGACUAGUACCGAAGACCUACCUCCAACAGAUUGCCAAAGAAACCAGUGAACGUCCGCCAACCAGAAGUGCUGAAAACACACGAGAGCGAUCUGCCGUUAGUAGCAGAUCUGCUGCUGCUUCGCUAUCACCACCUUUGGAGGAACCGAUUCCAAAGAGGCGUGCUCGCUGUUUGGGAGAUGCUCAACAACUCGACCCGCAUUUGUCGUUUGCCUGCCAUUUGACGCCUCGUUUGAGCCAUUCAAAUAUAGGUUUUCAUGAUCUGUACUGGAAUUACAAGGAUGACAAGGUAACCGACACAACAUCAUCUGGCGUGGACUAUGGAGAUUUCGUUGUUCGCUCCAAUUACAAUAUGGAUGAUGUUGUGCUCCUCAUCGAAGCCUCGCAUAUUGUCGAAACACCGGCUGGCCCCGAAGAAAGAAGUCUGGGAAUCAUUACAGUACCUCUAAUCGUUAGAGGACAAGUAUCGAUUGCUAAUAAAACCUAUUCUGAAUAUCUACGUGGAGAGAACGUUUUCGAUCCCACCCGGGAGGGAGCGCAACCUACUCAGUUCAAAAUUGUUUUAAAAGUCCUUGAUGUCCCCCAGGAGCUGGUACCUCUUGUCGAUGCAUUUACAGAAAUGGUGUCCGAUCCACUAUUAGCCUUGUUUCCGUCAGUUGCGGAUCAACCUGACAUGAUGGAUCAGCUCAGGACUUUGUGGAAUGCUAAGCUGAAAACCAUCAAAAAUAGAUCCGAAGGUGACCAAGCUGUGGCGUUUUUCCAGCUUUUCAUGAAUACGGCAUACUGUAUCGAGAAGACAGCAGUAAUGCCUCCAUACCGUAUCUGGGAUUCCAAAGCUUUGGCUGCUCGCCAGCAGGUGAUCAAAAAAUGUGAGGAUAUGCUGCGAGAAUAUCGUACCUCUUCGAGAUUUCUGCUCACAGAACCUUGCCGUCCUUUAAAUGUCUACGAUUAUUCUUUCGACUUGAUGGGCCGCCAUGCACUCGACUAA
Messenger RNA from Cylicocyclus nassatus, 1776 nucleotides. The record is from the annotation of a GenBank genome assembly. Lineage: Eukaryota; Metazoa; Nematoda; Chromadorea; Rhabditida; Strongylidae.